Messenger RNA from Coffea eugenioides, 369 nucleotides. RefSeq lists its product as uncharacterized. The record is from RefSeq and is a predicted model, not a curated record. Bases 1 to 369 code for a protein of 122 amino acids. The transcript is spliced from 2 exons. NCBI's taxonomy places the organism in Eukaryota, Viridiplantae, Streptophyta, Magnoliopsida, Gentianales, Rubiaceae.
AUGGAGAUAGGGAUAUUGGGAAUAGUUGGCAUGUUUGGCAAUGAACCAAAAGGCAACGGUGGCAUGGUCACCUUAGGAACUGCAGGCAUGUUAGAUGGUGGUGGUGAAAAGAAAGGAAUCGAAGGAAUUGAAGUUGGGAUUGAAGGAAUUGUGGAUGGCAUAUUUGGCAAUGAAGUGACAGCUGGAAUGGGAGGGACGGCAACCUUAGGAACGGUGGGCAAUGUUGGCAAUGUGGGCUUUGGCAAAGAUGGAAGAUUUGUUGGCAAUGUUGGCAAGGGAGUACUUGACAAUGGUGGCAAUGCUGCAGCUGGCAAGUUUGGCAAGGAAGGCAAUGUUGGUAUUGAAGGCAUUGUAGGAAUUGCUGGUUGA